Molecule: messenger RNA, 132 nt
Organism: Echinococcus granulosus
Lineage: Eukaryota; Metazoa; Platyhelminthes; Cestoda; Cyclophyllidea; Taeniidae
Exons: 2
Coding region: 1-132 (43 amino acids)
Source: RefSeq, a predicted model, not a curated record
AUGGAACAGGCAAUCAGUCAUCUCCGCGCGUCCACGCAUUCAUCCACCAAUUUCCUGCUCGUCAACACGGAUGAAGCGAACACUGGAAGCUCAGGCGCUAUCAUGGAGUGGAUCCAAUUGAUGGCUUGUUGA